CGAAUGGUGAUGGCAGAAGCUGAAGCUGAUUAUUCUCCAUUGGAUUUUGGGCCGUCGGCAAUCAAAAGCAAACGGGAGUCGCCGGAGUUCUUGGAGGUCAAAUGCAAUAGCUCAGGAAAAACGCGGCGUUUCGCUCCGGGAACAGACGCGGGUUUCGCCGUUUCGGUGAUAAACCGCAAGCUUAUGCUUUUGGGCACCAAAUCCAAAUCCAAAUCCAAAUCCCUUUCUCUGUCUUCUUUUCCUCUGGCUCUUCACAUUGAAGCCUCCAAAGAAAACGAAAACGAAGAGCCCAUCAGUUUUGGGCCCAACUCCCCUCUGUUCAACUAUGGCGACGGUUGGAUUCUACAGACUGUUGUUAAUGUUAAUCAUACCCAACAACAACAACAACAACAAGAAAUUGAAAGUUCAAGUGUUGGACUUGAAGGACAUCAUGCGGCGCUCCAACAUGCUAAUGGUUCUGAAACCUCAGCUCCGGCAGAGGUGACAAAACCAGCAAUCAGUUUGGUGUACAUUGGAAAAAUAAUAUUAGCCUUCAUUCUGCUAUUUCUCAUAGGUGCAAUUUUCACUUUGGCUUUGGAGAAUCUUCCAUUAUUCAUAUCAUUUGUUACAUCAUCCGCUUGA
Molecule: messenger RNA, 621 nt
Organism: Morus notabilis
Lineage: Eukaryota; Viridiplantae; Streptophyta; Magnoliopsida; Rosales; Moraceae
Exons: 3
Coding region: 4-621 (205 amino acids)
Source: RefSeq, a predicted model, not a curated record